This is a messenger RNA of Sclerotinia sclerotiorum 1980 UF-70, 1905 nucleotides long. RefSeq lists its product as hypothetical. Bases 1 to 1905 code for a protein of 634 amino acids. NCBI's taxonomy places the organism in Eukaryota, Fungi, Ascomycota, Leotiomycetes, Helotiales, Sclerotiniaceae. The transcript is spliced from 4 exons. The record is from RefSeq and is a predicted model, not a curated record.
AUGGAACCCGCAUCGUCUCCUACCACGGCCAGAGCUUGGUCAAACCAUGGAUCUCGCAUGCGCGAGUCUACCGCUAGAAGUCUGGAGGCUACACCAGCUGCCACGAAAGUCCAAACUAUCAUGAACGUCGAAGAUGAAGAGUCAGUUCAAAACGAUACACAGUGCUUAUGCCAAUGGUUCAUUCCGAAUAAGAGGAAGAAGACAUGCCCAGAAUGUCGCGCUCCGGUGAAGCAGAUACCAGCUCCAGCCUUCCUUCACAAGGUGAAUAAUGCCGAAGUAACUGAGAUGGUAGAAAAAGAUAAGAAUAGCCCGGAAGGAUUAUUCGGAGGUUCAUUUCCAAAAAGUCAUGGGGAGUUAUGGCGCGAUGAAGCCGAUGGGGUCAUGCGAUGUCCUUCCUGUGGGCAUGAGCAUGAGGGCGGUCCAACGUGCGAUAUCUGUGGUGCGGAGUUUGACGACAUUUACGGUUUUAGUGAUAUGGAUGAUGACGGCGAUCUUUCGGAUAUUGACGUUGGCUACGAUGAAGAUGUGGACCUGGAGAUUGGAGCCGAAUUUCAAAUGGAUGCCGACAAUAUUACCAACUUCGCCGCCAUGCGCCAUAAUCCCCGCCACUAUGCUUUUGGUGGUCCAGCUCACCAACAUAUUCUCAAUCAUUACCACGCUCAUCAUCUCACUAUGGAUGACACGGAGGACGACUCGGAAGGUAUGACUAAUUCCGAUACCAGUGUUCAGGACAAUAGUGAAGAUGAAGAUGCUGGGUCACUUGAAGAUUUUAUUGCACCAGAGGACGAUGACAGCGAACCCAUUCGCCACCAACGUCGGGUAAAUAGAGUGGUUACUAUAAUAUCAGAUGAAGAAGGAGAAGAAGAAGAUGAUGAAGAUGAUGAAUCCGAGGAUGAAGGUGGUGCGAUUACGAAUCGUCGACGACGGCGACCUGGCUGGACCCGCUCUUCCGAAAACCCUUCUAGAUCCAUCUCAAUUUCGGAGGAUGGAAAUGGUAGCAGUACAAAUGGUUCGGAGUUUGGUGAUGAUGAUGCUCAUGAGACGCGCAUGAGAUUGAGAGCAUCAGGUGGCUGGAGUCCACUGGAUGAAGGAGAUGAUGAAGAUAAUAACGGUCCCCGUCAUGAUGAUUACCGUGGUUAUGCGACAGCCGAAGACGAAAGAGCUUCGGACGAGAGCGAUUCGGAGACAAUUGGUAACCCGAAUUCCGAUGCGGAAGACGAUGAUGAUCGAUCUCGGCAAGGGCUCUCGGAGACACCACGUUAUGGAAACGCAGACUUUGAACAGUUCCCUGAUGAUUAUGCUUCAAGCAUUGAUGGGGAUGCCACACCAAUCGAUUACUCCAGAGACAGAGAUGAUGCAUCAAACAAUUACGGUAGCGAGAACGAGAAUCGUUACGACUAUGACACUGACGGGGACCAUUCAACCAAUAUGGAUCGGGAUGGUGACACUGAAAUGAGCGUCUCUCCUAGUGUAUUAUCACGUUCUAGUCGAGAUGUGAGCGUGGAAAGUAACUAUGGCGAAAAUCUUGGUAUUGCUAAUGAAAUGGCUGAGGUUGAUGAUGAUUUAUCAGACACCUCUAACGACUUUAGUUCACGUCGACAGCCAAGACGGAAUCCCGUUGUUCAGCAAUACGACCCAAGAAUAAGCAUGUUGUUUGCGGAACAUCAAAAUACUGUUAGGAACGCUCGGAACCCCGAGGAUAUGAGUCCUUGGGGAGAUGAUCUCAAUAGAAAUAUCCGUGUGGAGCCGGCCUCUAGGAGUCGUCGCCGAGGUCAAAACCAUUAUCAAGCCAUGUCGAUAAGCAACAAUGGCGCAAGAAACAGUCAUCAUCGCGCCAUGCAACCGCAUGGCUCCGACAGACAGGAACAAUCGCUUGCAGAGGCAGUAUCCAAUGUAGAAAGGUAG